This is a messenger RNA of Gasterosteus aculeatus aculeatus (three-spined stickleback), 3517 nucleotides long. RefSeq names its product polypyrimidine tract binding protein 1b (gene ptbp1b). Gene Ontology annotation, biological process: mRNA processing. Lineage: Eukaryota; Metazoa; Chordata; Actinopteri; Perciformes; Gasterosteidae. Gene Ontology annotation, molecular function: RNA binding. Gene Ontology annotation, cellular component: nucleus. The record is from RefSeq and is a predicted model, not a curated record.
ACGCCAUUUUGUCGGUGCGAGCGGCGCCCAUCGGGGUCUCCUGCUGGCCGCUGGAUGGAACCUGUUGCUCCGUAGUUCCGUGUUGUGCAAUGGACGGCAGUGUCCACCAAGAUUUAACAGUUGGUACUAAGAGAGGAUCUGAAGAGACUUUCCCCAGCGUCUCCAUCGGCCCGUAUAUCAUGAGCACCACAGCCAAUGGAAACGACAGUAAGAAGUUCAAAGGUGACAUAAGAGGCCCCGGGGUGCCGUCCAGGGUCAUCCACAUCCGCAAGCUCCCCAACGACAUCUCCGAGGCCGAGGUGAUCAGCCUCGGUCUGCCGUUCGGAGACAUCACCAACCUGCUGAUGCUCAAAGCCAAAAACCAGGCCUUCUUGGAGAUGAACUCGGAGGAAGCGGCGCAGAACAUGGUGGGUUAUUACUCCACCGUGAUGCCCAUCAUCAGGAACCAUCUGGUCUACGUCCAGUUCUCCAACCACAAGGAGCUCAAGACCGACAACUCUCCCAACCAGGAGAGGGCCCAGGCUGCUCUCCGGGCCCUCACUUCUUCUCACGUGGACCCGACUAUGGUGGCUCCGAGCGCCGUGCUGAGGGUGGUGGUGGAGAACCUGGUGUACCCCGUCACCUUGGACGCGCUCUGCCAGAUCUUCUCAAAGUUCGGCACGGUGCUGAGGAUCAUCGUCUUCACCAAGAACAGUCAGUUCCAGGCUCUGCUGCAGUACGCCGAGGGAGCCUCCGCCCAGUCCGCCAAGCUGUCUCUGGACGCUCAGAACAUCUACAACGGCUGCUGCACUCUGAGGAUCAGCUUCUCCAAACUCACCACCCUCAACGUCAAGUACAACAACGAGAAGAGCCGCGACUUCACCCGACCCGACCUGCCCUCCGGGGACAGCCAGCCCAGCAUGGAGCACCCGGCCAUGGCCACCGCCUUCACUCCAGGGAUCAUCUCAGCUGGACCGUACGGCGGCGCGGCUCACGGCUUCCAGCCGGCCUUCACCCUCCAGCCGGCCAUGUCCUCCCACUAUCCAGGCCUGGUCCCCGCUAUGCCCGGGGCCCUGGCCUCCCUGUCCCUCCCCGGGGCCGCCAGGCUGGGGUUCCACCACAUGUCUGCUGGAGUCUCAGUCCUGCUGGUCAGCAACCUGAACCCUGAGAGAGUUACGCCCCACUGCCUCUUUAUUCUCUUCGGUGUUUAUGGCGACGUGAUGAGAGUCAAGAUUCUGUUCAACAAGAAGGAGAACGCUCUGGUCCAGAUGUCGGACUGCACACAGGCUCAGCUAGCCAUGAGCCACCUGAGUGGACAGCAGCUGCACGGGAAGUCUCUGCGCAUCACGCCGUCCAAACACACCAGCGUGCAGCUGCCCCGAGAAGGCCACGAGGACCAGGGCCUGACCAAGGACUACAGCAACUCCCCGCUGCACCGCUUCAAGAAGCCCGGCUCCCAGAACUACUCCAACAUCUUCCCGCCUUCGGCCACCUUGCACCUGUCCAACAUCCCCCCGUCUGUGUGGGAGGACGACCCUGAGAUGCUGUUCUCCACCUCCGGAGCCAUGGUCAAGGCCUUCAAGUUCUUCCAGAAGGACCAUAAGAUGGCUCUGAUCCAGAUGGGCUCGGUGGAGGAGGCGCUCGAGGCGCUCAUCGAGUUCCACAACCACGACCUGGGGGAGAACCACCACCUGCGGGUCUCCUUCUCCAAGUCCUCCAUCUGAGCCCCAGACCCCCCCCCCUCACUGGUGUCCACUACACUCCCGUCAUUCCCGCCGGUCUGCAGGAGCCACCGGGAAGCCCGGCGUGAUGUUAACUUAUUUUUUUUUUAAACUCAUUUUUAGUUUCUUAGGGGGGAUUUUAGGUCAUUUUGAGAACCAUGUGGAGGAAGCAAGAAUUCUGGAGUCAAUCAGACGUCGUAAUCAGAAACCACCUGUCUCCAUCCCGAGGUCCCGGUCAGGGUUGUUGAGUUUGUGUAUUCGUGUCCUUCUCGUUUUGAAGUCGUUGCUUUUUCGCCACUCUUUCCUUUUUGACUUUAAUCCGAGAAUCAAGGAAUUAGACUCGGCCUUCUAAACGUAUUCCGCUGGAAUGCAGACUCAGUUUAUCAUAAUCCCGACUUUAUUAACUCCGAAUUCUUUCUAUAAUCUCAGUUUUCCUGUGGUCCUAAUCCUCUUCCCACUGAAGAUUCCCAUUCGAAGCAAACCUUGAGUUUAAAGUACCCCCCCCUCAUCUGUGCCUUAUUCCUGCAGACACAAUGACCUUGACUCUGACAUUAAAGUCAAAUCUCCCGCCGUGCCUCUGAGCUGGCAGGAAGCAGGUUUACAGUUGGUAACGGUUUACUGUUGUGUUACAAAUAUAUAUCUUUAUUUUAUUGGUGUUGUUUGGUGCCGCUGGCGACGGCGGCGACAAACAUGUGAACUCUUUCGGCCGGUUUGCCGUUCUUUUGACUUUCUUUUCUUUUUUUUAGAUGCCCUUUUCUUCUUGAUUUCUUUUCUAUGUACGCAAUCACGUUUUAUUCAAAUCAAACAUUGUAGCAAUAUUUUAAUCAUUCCUGACCUUUAACUUGUUUUUUUGUUUUUUUUAGUUUCUGUGGUGUUCUGUUUAGAUUUCUGUGCGUCGUCACGUCUCCUCCGAACGGUUUUUAUUUAUUAGUGUUGUGAUCCACUACAGCUGAAACCAAAAACGGCCUUUUUAGAUGCAAACGAACCGCCUCAGGUUGAUGGUCAGAGGACCAAACCAGCAGGAGGCGGAAGACGCUCAACUGGUUUGGGCUUUUGACGGGUGUUUUACUGAGGGGGGGGGGGUUGUUGUUUCCAUCCGUGACUCCGGCCCUCUGUGGAAACGAGGCAGAUGUAACGAGGCGUGCCUUCCCAGACCGGCAUCAGCUAUUGAUGCCUCUUCGCUCCCAGAUGGAAGUCUGGAGAAGAAGAAGAAACCUGCGGCCGUCACAAACGUACUGAAACCACGAGGUGCUGGUUUGGUUUCUUUGUCUUAAUAUUAUCACGCCAACAUUCCAGCCUGGACCCGACGUGAUGCAUUCAAGGCGCCUAGGACGUUUGUGCGGCGGUGCCCGUGUUUAGGCUCCUCCUCCUCCUCCUGUGUUUUCUUUUUUUAAUUCGGUGAAGGUCAUGUUGACGGGUCAGAGCGCCGCUCAGAUCCAGGGGACCAAUAAAUACAUUUAUAAAGCGUCUGCUGGCUGUAAAUAUUAGUUUCUUUUGGGGGGGGGGGGGACAAGAAGUCCAGGACACGGCGAGGCUGCUUCCUCCCGGGUGACUUGAAUGCAUCGCAGGCGGAUGAACUUGAAUCAUGUUUUAGGGCACAUUUCUGUGUCUGCGAGCUGAUUGGUGGUUUUAUAUCUGAUGUAUAUUUUGAUUCUGAGCCUUUGACUGUUUGUGUCACAAAGACAAAAAAAACAAUUAAAUCACUUUUUAUCUAAAAACUGUGUGAAUGUUUGUCUAAAAGUGUCGCUUUGGUUUCUGUGUAGUUUUGGUGUCUUUUCAAUUGAUUACUAGUGGAAAAUAAACAGCAAUUCAUUCAA